Aureobasidium uvarum is the source of this 1263-nucleotide messenger RNA. The record is from the annotation of a GenBank genome assembly. NCBI's taxonomy places the organism in Eukaryota, Fungi, Ascomycota, Dothideomycetes, Dothideales, Saccotheciaceae.
AUGUCUGCAAAAACCAAUGCCACCGUCGAGGGCGGAGUCAACAAAGGCGACACCUUUCAAAAACCCCCACCAUCCACAUUCCCCUCCUACCAAAAGCCUCCACUGAGCACCCUGAUCAACUGCGACGACUUUGAAGAAGUGGCGAAAAACACGCUCGCCAAAAAGACAUGGGCCUUUUACAGUUCGGCGGCAACGGAUUGCUAUACCUAUGAGAGGAACAGGAGUUUCUUUAGCCGUAUCUGGUUCAGACCCCGCAUCUUGAGGAACGUCAGUGAGAUUGAUACCACGACGACGAUUCUGGGGCAUGGGGUUGGUGUGCCGUUCAUGGUGCAUCCGGCCGCGUUGGUCAAGUUGGUGCAUCCGGAUGGUGAAAAGGGGAUUGCAAGAGGUUUGAGCAAAGAAAAUGUGCCAUACUGUGUGUCCAGCAAUGCUUCAUACCCCAUCGACGAAGUCGUUUCGUCGGUACAAAAAGGCCAGCCCUUCUUCUUCCAACUCUACGUAAACAAGGACCGCAAGCAAUCAGAAAAACUCCUCAAGCGAGUCCGCGCCGCCGGCUGCUCGGCCGUCUUCGUCACAGUCGACGCACCCGUACCCGGCAAACGCGAGGCCGACGAAAGGGUCUCUGCAGACCCCAGCACAAACGCACCAAUGUCGGGCGCCAAAGCCGUCAAUGACAAGAAAGGCGGCGGCUUGGGCAGAAUCAUGGGUAAUUACAUUGACAGCAGUUUGAGUUGGGACGACAUGCAGUGGCUGCGUCGUUGCUGGGACGGCAAGAUUGUGCUCAAGGGCAUCCAGAGUGCAGAGGAUGCAAAGCUGGCUGCCGAUGCUGGUGUCGACGGUAUCGUGUUGAGCAACCACGGUGGCAGGAGUUUAGACACUUCGCCACCCUCGGUCAUGAUCUUGCUCGAGUGCCAACGCCGUUGUCCAGAGAUCUUCGAACGACUGGAGGUCUAUGUCGAUGGCGGAAUCCGUCGAGGCACUGACAUCUUGAAGUGUCUUUGUCUGGGAGCAAAGGCCGUCGGUCUUGGACGACCCUUCUUGUACUCAGUCAACUACGGAGCCGAAGGGGUGGAGCAUAUGGUCGACAUCCUCAAAGACGAGCUAGAGACAAGCAUGAAGUUGGUCGGCAUCAACAACCUCUCAGAGGUGCAUCCUGGUCUGGUCAACAGUCUAGACGUCGACCAUCUAGUGCCUACCGCAGCGGAUCAUCCCUAUGCUAAAUGGAGCCCAACAAGGAGACCAAAGCGGUCGGCACGCUUGUAG